UUCCAUUUCAAUCUAAUUUUUUCCGACUUCUUUUGAUUCAUAUCAUUUUGCUUGUGGAAAGUUUCUUGACUUCUCAUUAAUUACUUAUUAAUUAUUAUUAUACUGGCCAGAUGCCAGUAAUCAGUAAAUCGAAUGACCAGUGCGGACGCUAUUACAAUGGCUAUAUCAGGCAAUGUAUCGCUCAAUGUUUGGGAUUGGUUGGAAAUGCAUCGGCUAAAAAUAAUAGUGAAAAGUGCUACUUUGACAAGAAAACUGGCGCUGGUUUAGAUGCUCAUGCAGCUUCAUGUCCAGACUGCAUGACUUUAGACUUUAAGUCGGAGGUGGCUCAAACCAUAAGGGGAACCAACGCAGCAAUGCCGGGUACUUUUAAAAAAAUGUGCAACAAGACUAUUUAUUACAAUACGGCGAUUCCGAUUGAGUAUGAUCGUCAUGUGUACGUCUGUCUAGGUGGAAUUUAUCGUCCAAGUUCUCCGUGGGUACCCAAAAGCGUGGAUGAAAUGAAAUGUGUUAUUAGCAAUUUGCCUUCAAUGUACCACCCAACUGGAUCUGGUUUUGGAUCGUUGAGGAUAUUUGUGGAGAAAAAUUAUUGCAAAUCAAACUUCGCAUAUUGCAAUCUUCCCAAUGAGAAAUACGUGAAAUUCAAUGCGAGCAUGCUUCCUUGGGCACCAAGCAAUUUCACAUCAAAAGGCAGCAGCCGCACCUGUUUGGGUCUCAUGUUUAAAGUCAAAAACAAAAACGAAGUUCAUUCGAUGCAGUUCCAAGAAGUUAGUUGCGUGGAAAAACUGAACGCCGUGUGCGAGGGUCUAGAAUAA
Messenger RNA from Neocloeon triangulifer, 812 nucleotides. RefSeq lists its product as uncharacterized. NCBI's taxonomy places the organism in Eukaryota, Metazoa, Arthropoda, Insecta, Ephemeroptera, Baetidae. The transcript is spliced from 7 exons. Bases 111 to 812 code for a protein of 233 amino acids. The record is from RefSeq and is a predicted model, not a curated record.